UGUAAUCAAUGUGAAAAAGCCUUCUCACAACACAGUGAACUCCAAAUACAUAAAAGAAUUCACAAUGGAGAGAAACUCUACAUAAACAAACCCUAUGAAUGUAACCAGUGUGGUAAAGCCUUUUCAUUGCAUGGUAAUCUCCAAAGCCAUGAAAGAACACAUACUGGAGAGAAACCCUAUGAAUGUAACCAGUGUGGUAAAGCCUAUUCACAUCCUCGUAAUCUCAAAGAACAUAAAAGAACACAUACUGGAGAGAAACCCUAUGAAUGUAACAAGUGUGGUAAAACCUUUUCGUGGCAUGGUAAUCUCCAAAGUCAUGAAAGAACACAUACUGGAGAGAAACCCUAUGAAUGUAACCAGUGUGGUAAAGCCUAUUCACAUCUUCGUAAUCUCAGAGAUCAUAAAAGAACACAUACUGGAGAGAAACCCUAUGAAUGUAACCAGUGUGGUAAAGCCUAUUCACAUCCUCGUAAUCUCAAAGAACAUAAAAGAACACAUACUGGAGAGAAACCCUAUGAAUGUAACCAGUGUGGGAAAGCUUUUUCGCAGCAUGGUAAUCUCAAAGAACAUAAAAGAACACAUACUGGAGAGAAACCCUAUAAAUGUAACCAGUGUGGUAAAGCCUAUUCACAUCCUCGUAAUCUCAAAGAACAUAAAAGAACACAUACUGGAGAGAAACCCUAUGAAUGCAACCAGUGUGGUAAAGCCUUUUCGCAGCAUGGUAAUUUCAAAAUACAUAAUAGAAUACAUACUGGAGAGAAACCCUAUGAAUGUAAUCACUGUGGUAAAGCCUUUUCGCAGCAUGGUAAUCUCCAAAGCCAUGAAAGAACACAUACUGGAGAGAAACCUUAUAAAUGUAAUCAGUGUGGUAAAGCCUACUCACAUCCUCGUAAGCUCAAAGAACAUAAAAGGACACAUACUGGAGGGAAACCCUAUGAAUAUAACCAGUAUGGUAAAGCCUUCUCACACAUGGAUGGGUCAUUUUACAAAUGA
Messenger RNA from Meriones unguiculatus (Mongolian gerbil), 993 nucleotides. Its product is annotated as zinc finger protein 431-like. The record is from RefSeq and is a predicted model, not a curated record. The transcript has 3 exons. NCBI's taxonomy places the organism in Eukaryota, Metazoa, Chordata, Mammalia, Rodentia, Muridae. Gene Ontology annotation, molecular function: RNA polymerase II cis-regulatory region sequence-specific DNA binding; DNA-binding transcription factor activity. Gene Ontology annotation, biological process: regulation of transcription by RNA polymerase II. The annotation marks the transcript as partial.